AUGAAGAACGACAGCAGCCAAAGCUACAACAGUGAAGAAAACAACUCGAAGAAAGAAAGUGCUAUCUCAACCCUGGAUUCAAGAUUCAACCAAACCCUCCGAAAUGUUCAAGGGUUGCUCAAAGGGCGUAGUAUUCCUGGUAAAGUGUUACUGAGUAGAAGACCAGACCCACUAGAUCAGUCAAACAUACAAGGGCACUCUCCAAAUUAUGAAAGGAGCUUCUCAUACAAUGAUGCUGAAACAAGUGAUCGCAUGUCCAAGGACCUAGAGGAAGAAGUGCAGAACCCAAACAAGCCAAGCAAUAAUGAAAAUUCAAAUGGCCUAAAUUCAUCAACCUCAAAUAUUGAGAAUACUUCCAAAGAAGCACAAAAAUCCACCAUGGGUGCUAGAGCUACUGAUUCUGCAAGAAUUAUAAAGUUCACAAAGGUCCUUUCAGGGACAACAGUCAUACUGGAGAAGUUGCGUGAGUUGGCUUGGAGUGGCAUACCACCAUAUAUGCGACCUGAUGUAUGGAGACUUCUUUUGGGAUAUGCACCACCUAAUUCAGAUAGAAGGGGGGGAGUUCUGAAAAGGAAGCGCCUUGAGUAUCUUGACUGUGUUUCCCAGUAUUAUGACAUUCCAGAUACUGAGCGUUCAGAUGAUGAGAUAAACAUGCUUCGCCAGAUUGCUGUCGAUUGCCCAAGAACUGUGCCAGAUGUAUCUUUUUUUCAGCAAGCUCAAGUCCAGAAAUCCUUGGAACGCAUCCUUUACACAUGGGCCAUUAGACAUCCUGCAAGUGGAUAUGUUCAGGGAAUAAAUGACCUUGUUACUCCCUUUCUAGUCGUUUUCUUAUCAGAAUACUUAGAAGGGAGUGUGGAUAGUUGGUCAUUCUCUGAUCUGUCUCCUGAUAAAAUAUCUAACAUAGAGGCUGAUUGCUAUUGGUGUCUAUCAAAGUUACUUGAUGGUAUGCAAGACCAUUACACAUUUGCCCAGCCGGGAAUCCAGAGGCUUGUGUUUAAGCUAAAGGAAGUGGUCAGGCGGAUUGAUGAACCGGUAUCUACGCACAUGGAGGAGCAAGGGCUAGAAUUUCUUCAAUUUGCUUUCCGCUGGUUCAACUGUCUUUUAAUACGUGAGAUUCCUUUCCAUCUUAUUACUCGCCUAUGGGAUACAUAUCUUGCUGAAGGAGAUGCAUUGCCAGACUUCCUUGUGUAUAUAUUUGCCAGUUUUCUUUUAACGUGGUCAGAUAAGCUUCAGAAGCUUGAUUUCCAAGAGUUGGUUAUGUUUCUUCAACACCUUCCAACUAAUAACUGGACUCACCAAGAGCUAGAGAUGGUGCUUUCAAGAGCUUUCAUGUGGCACAGUUUGUUCAAUAGCUCUCCUAGCCAUUUAGCCAACUAA
Molecule: messenger RNA, 1377 nt
Organism: Prunus armeniaca (apricot)
Lineage: Eukaryota; Viridiplantae; Streptophyta; Magnoliopsida; Rosales; Rosaceae
Source: the annotation of a GenBank genome assembly